AUGAAAAAAUAUUCUUAACAACCGAUCUUGUUGCUCUCAAAUCCAAAUAGACAAUACAAUCAGCCAUAAUUGCAAACAUAAGUUGUAACUCUAAGUGGAUAUAACUCAGCUUCAUAAUAUUAAUCAUAGAAUUUACCCACUAUAAACUAAGGAAGGCAGGUUCAGGGAAUGAUAAAUAAUUAAAAGUUAGCAUAGAGAGCAGGUGUGCCUCUGGAGUCUAAAGCUCUAGCUAACGAUUAGAUCGAAGAGAUAAAAUAGAGUGUUGAUUAAAAUCUGGAAAACUUGAGAAAUUACUAGCAUCUUUAAAUUGAUAAUUCAAUUUAGAGGGCUGAUGAGCCUUUGCAAAGGAGAGAGUCUAUAUAGAUCCUUCCAGAUGAUCCUCUCAUUUUGCCUCUCUCAAAUAAAUUCUUGCGAUCUUAACUUCACAAAAGAAGUGAGGUCUGUCAAUCGGAUUCUUUCAGUGCAACUUAAACUACUUAUUCUCAUCUAAGGCAUAUGAAUAAAUCAUAGAAUUAGAAGACAAGCAUUAAUACAGAUUGUAAAAGAGAAAAAAUAAGAUCUUCUCAACAACACUAUCAGCAUACUACUGAAGCUCUGAGAACUCAUGAGCAUGCGAUAUCUGAAAUGAAGAACUACCAGCUAAUAAUGAAUAAAGAAUCUCAUUUCAAAGAAAAUGUAUUGCUUAAUCCAUUAAUCUAGUAUCUUAUUCGAAAUCAUUUUAACAACAAUAAUAGAGGGUCAGUUAAUGGGAAUUUAAUUCAAAAUCAUAGAGAUCUACAAGCAAUUAAAAAGUAAUAAGAGGUGAUUGAUGUACAGCACCUAUCAAUCACAAAAUCCAAACUUGGUAGUUUUAAGAACUUGAACGGAUGUGUAGAAAGUGGAAGAUAAUCCAUAGCAGCUCAAUCAAUAGAAUUCAGAGAAGUUCAAAACUAGGAUUAUAACUCUUAAAGUAAGAGGAUAAAAUAGUUCAGCAGUGAGAAAAAAGAACUGUAAUCUAAAAGGAAUUUAUAAUAAUUUAUGACUGGAGGAGAGUCGCUUAAUUCUUCUCAAUGCUAAUCAAUUAAGCAAGACUCCUAGAAAAAUCUUAUUAAGAUUCAAGAUUGUAUUGAUUUCAAUGCGAUUCAUGGAGAUUAAGUAUUAACUGAAGGAUUAGCUAACUCCUAGAAUAAGAAUUCGUAAUCAAGAAAGUUAUAUCAGCAAAUAUAUAAAGAAUUUCAGAAAAAUUAUCAAGAAAAUUUAGAGAAGUCAACACUCAGGCAAAAGAAAUUGCUUGAAAUCUAAGCAUUAUAAGGCAUGCACUCAAGUAGAUAUGAAAAAUCCCCAGAUCGAAAAUCGUUUCCACCAGAGACUUGUGCCCUUGAAACUCCUGACGAAAAAAGAAGUCUUAUUUCACAAAAAUAAUUUUCUGCCUCUAUUGGCGGGAAAAAUACGAUUUAAUAGAAAACAAAAAUCAAAGCUUUGAAAAAUCUUAAAGAAUUCAAUACUAUAUACACAGUCCAAAAUCUAGAAAUAAAUGAUCUAUUCAAAAAAAUAAAUCAAAUCAUAUAGGCGAUUUCAAAGAUUAAGGAUAAUUUCAAUAAUUAAAGUGUUAAGGAUCUGAAAUAGCAAAGUACAUUUCUGGGAAUUAAACUUACAAAUCAAGAUCUUUAACCAAAUUAUCUUAAAACAAAGGAAUUCACUAUAUUCAUGAAAUCACAGAUACUUGGUUUUAUGAAUCGAUAAUUAUACCCAGAUAUAAAAUAAGCUCAGUUGACCUAAAGAAAGCCUAAAACAUAUAAGUUUUGGGUGGAAUGCUCUGGGAAUAAUCAUAAUUUAGUAAAGUAGAUAAUAAAAAGAAGAAAUUGGAUUAUUUUAGCAGCCGAUUAUUCACCUGAUCAGCAAAUUUAUAGUAAUAAUAAUUCUGAAGAUGACUCUCCUACUCGAGAAGACAAUCAGAAGACAUAGAGUAUUUACCCAAAUUUGAUAUGGACAUAAAUGAGAAGACCUAAGUUAAUGAAGGAACUAAGGACUGACUAAAUUUAUAAUCACUUAGAUGGAAUUAACACAAUUGCAACAAAAUCUGGACUGUUUUAUAAUCUUAAAAAGCUUUGCGCUGAUAAUAAUCUGAGCCUAAAUGAUUAUAUCCCAGAAACUUACUUAAUAAGGGUAGAAAAUAAGGACUAUGACUCUAGAUCCAGAGACCUUGAAGCAUUUAGAAAGGUCUUCAAUAAUCAUAUUUGGAUUUUAAAGCCAGGUGAAAAUUCUAAUAGAGGUCAUGGAAUUUAGGUACUCGAUAAAUUAGAUAAGAUUGUGAGUGCCGUUGAGACAUAAUAUUCUGGAGGCCACUAUAAAACUGUUGUUCUCUAGAAAUACAUCGAGAAUCCUUACCUUGUCUCUAAGAGAAAAUUUGACUUGAGAGUAUUUUGCCUUCUAAAUUAUUACUAAGAAACAUAAACUUUAAGAGCAUACUAUUAUGAUGAGGGAUAUCUUAGAACAAGUUGCAAAGAGUUCAGUUUGAAAAAAAUUGAUAGUAAGUACGUCCAUCUAACAAAUGAUGCAGUCUAAAAAUACAGUUAGGAUUAUGGGAAAUUUGAAAACGGAAAUAAGUUGUCCUACGAAGAUUUCUCAAAACUUCUAUCAAAAGAUAAAGAUGUGGAUUUUUAUGGACAAAUAAUUCCAUAAAUAAGAAACUGUAUGAAAUUAGUAGUGGAAUCUGCAGCGAAAAGCCUAGUAGGAGAAAUUCGAUAUGAUUAUAAUGGCUAUGAAGUACUUGGAUUUGAUUUCAUGCUAGACGACAAAAUGAAACUAUACUUAAUUGAAUGUAACACUAAUCCUUGCUUAGAAACUUAGCAAAGCAUUCUUUUACAAAGAAUAAUUCCUUAAAUGCUAGAAUAAUCUAUGAAAAUUGCAGUUGACCCAUUUUUGAGAGCAACUGAAUAAUAAUACACUUAGAGUGGAGGAGAGAUACUUAUGAAUGAAUUGAAAUAUGAAUUGAUUUAUGAGUAUCAUUAUAAAAAUAAGGUCUAAAAUAAGUGA
Molecule: messenger RNA, 3015 nt
Organism: Stylonychia lemnae
Lineage: Eukaryota; Ciliophora; Spirotrichea; Sporadotrichida; Oxytrichidae
Source: the annotation of a GenBank genome assembly